AUGGCGGCCGCGGGCGUGACGCCGAUGGCGAAGUACAAGCUCGUCUUCCUCGGGGACCAAUCCGUGGGGAAGACGAGCGUGAUAUCUCGCUUCAUGUACGACAAGUUCGACAACUCGUACCAGGCGACGAUCGGCAUCGACUUUCUCUCCAAGACGAUGUACCUCGAGGACCGGACCGUCCGCCUGCAGCUGUGGGACACCGCGGGCCAGGAGCGCUUCCGGAGCUUGAUCCCCUCGUACAUUCGCGACUCCUCCGUCGCGGUCGUCGUGUACGACGUCUCCAGCCGCGCGUCGUUCCUAAACUGCGCGAGGUGGAUCGACGAGGUGCGAACCGAACGCGGAAGCGACGUGAUCAUCGUCCUCGUCGGGAACAAGACCGACCUCGUGGAGCGCAGAGAGGUGAGCGUGGAGGAGGGCGAUGCGCGGGCGAGGGAGCACGGAGUGAUGUUCAUCGAGUGCAGCGCGAAGGCGGGGUUUAACGUGAAGGCGUUGUUCAGGAAGAUCGCCGCGGCGUUGCCGGGGGCGGAGGCGGGCGUCGGCGCGGGGGGGGGGGCCGCCGCGAGGGCCAAGGCGGAGGAUCAGCUCGUGGACGUGAAGCUCACGUCGCAGCCGGUGGCGUCGAGCGCUGGGUCAUCGUGCGCGUGUUGA
This is a messenger RNA of Micromonas pusilla CCMP1545, 648 nucleotides long. RefSeq lists its product as uncharacterized. Gene Ontology annotation, molecular function: GTP binding; GTPase activity. Lineage: Eukaryota; Viridiplantae; Chlorophyta; Mamiellophyceae; Mamiellales; Mamiellaceae. The transcript is spliced from 2 exons. The record is from RefSeq and is a predicted model, not a curated record. Bases 1 to 648 code for a protein of 215 amino acids. Gene Ontology annotation, biological process: vesicle-mediated transport.